UUCUACCUCAACGGCCACACUCACCAAGAUCGCACAUGGCCUCCGUGACAGACACGCCCACCGCCUCAUCCUCAUCGCCAGAGUUGCUUGCACUGCAAGGAAAAUUGAAGACACUUUCAGACAUCAAUGCACAGUUGCGUACGGUCAGGCGGAUUCCCACACAAUUGGUCAAGCCACCGGAAGUAGGGAUCUUGCAGCAGCUCAACUUCGACGGGACUCUGGCGGAGAAAUUCCAGCUCGUUAAGGAUCUUGCGGCAGCAUUAGCUUCUGAGAGUGUGCAAGGCUCCCUGCUUGCAGCGCGAGCCAGCGAGCAGAAAGUCAAAGGCGAUCUUAUAUUCACCAAGCCUCGCGAGACACGCAAGCGAAAACGGCAAUCCUCGGCGGAUCCCUCGCCUGGGUCCCCGCGAGUGUAUGUUCCGGAAGCACCACAACCAACGUCGCGUUUCCCCCGGGACGAGGCUACGGCAUUGAUGCUGGAUGGACUUGCCGAGUACCUGAAGGAAUUUAACCGCGCGAACCCCAAGAUCAAAGUCCACGUCGUCACAUCUGACCCACACCGAACGCUGUACCUCCCGCUCUUGCUCCGCUAUUCCAUCCGAGAUGCACUUACGAUCUUCCUGACCGUUGACGGAGCGGAUGGGACGUCGUUGAUCGUGGAGAACGCCACAGCCUUUGCUUCGCGCGAACAGAAACCCCAUCACUCGCAAUCGGACUUCGUCGUGUUUCAGAAGCUCACCCAGCAAGUGGUCAGAAUCAUUCAAUCCGAGCCCCAGGUCCCCCUCCGAGCAACAUUGGCUCUCCUCAACUCGUAUGAGAACCUCUUCUCGCAGAAGUGCACGAGAGAGUCAUGCGGACGGAUAUUGUCUGUGGAGGCGCACAUCCCUCCUGUUGCGCGCGUCUGGUCAGAAAAUGCUCGCGUCUGGUCUCAAGACGGCCUGAAGAAUGGCGGAUCCCCUGGUUGGGAGCCGUUCCAUCCGACUUGUCUGCAGCGUUGAUACUGGUGUUAGUAACAUGUUACCGAGUAGAUCCAUUGAUUCUGAUUCCUGUACCUCUAGACUGGACCAUCGUUAUUCGAUCAUAGUGCGUUACCUUUCCAAGUACACCGGGUUUGAUCUUUGACAAAGGACAGGAUUCGGAGGUCGCUUGUGCGCCAUUGCGGUGUCUUCCCUCCACCCGGGAGCUUCAACGACGAUCGGGGCCUGAACGCUACUCAUGAUGGACGAACAGGUAGGGACCAGUGCACUUCACAGCGAUACAAUCUUUAGGCGUCGCCAUAUGCAGUGGCUACACAGCCUCGUUGAUGCUCAAGCACGAGUCAGACAUUGUUGAAACUUGCUCUCCACGGAUUUCAUUUUUUCUUCCAUCAUCGCGAUGCGCUCCGCCCAUCACCGCGAUGAUCAAGUUGCUCGGACCAUCUCCGACGUUGUGUAGCAGUUGUAGCAGUGACCAAUCAACAUUAUUCCAUCGCGCCUCGCAGCAGGAG
Messenger RNA from Fomitopsis serialis, 1483 nucleotides. RefSeq lists its product as uncharacterized. Bases 36 to 995 code for a protein of 319 amino acids. The record is from RefSeq and is a predicted model, not a curated record. Gene Ontology annotation, cellular component: mediator complex. The transcript is spliced from 4 exons. Lineage: Eukaryota; Fungi; Basidiomycota; Agaricomycetes; Polyporales; Fomitopsidaceae.